AUGACGCGACCUCCACAAAGACCCAUCAAACGACUUCUUAUCGCGAAUAGGGGAGAGAUAGCAACACGAAUUAUCUCUUCAGCACGAGAACUCGACAUUGAGACGUUCGCAAUCUACGUAUCAGGCGACGACUCGCAUGCCGUCCGAGCAAGCCAUGCGAUCAAACUAUCAUCAGCUUCGUCUUUCAUGAGUAUUGAUGAUCUUGUCGGCAUCGUCAAAAAGCACCAAAUCGAUGCUGUACAUCCAGGAUAUGGCUUUCUAUCUGAGUCCGAAGACUUCUCGAAGAGAAUAUGGGAAGGGACCGGCGCCGUAGUUGUCGGUCCCGGAUGGGGGAUCUUGAGUAAUACUGGAGAUAAACUCAAGGCGAGAGAGCUUGCCCAGCGAUGCGACGUCCCAGUAUCUCCAGCACUCCAGCAACCGACUAACAAAGUCGAAGACGUCCAGCGCUUCGCAUCUGAAGUCGGCUUUCCAAUCAUGGUCAAAGCAGUAGAUGGAGGCGGUGGCCGCGGAAUACGUCUCAUUCGCAGCCAAGACCAGCUUGCCUCCUUAGUCAAAAGAGCCGUCGAAGAAAGCCCUUCCAAGCAAGUCUUUGCUGAAAAAGCUGCUGUUGAUGGCUUCCGGCAUAUCGAAGUCCAGAUCAUCGGAGAUGGCACUGGAAACGUAACGCAUCUCUGGGAACGCGAAUGCAGUAUCCAGAGAAGGUACCAGAAGAUCGUUGAGCUGGCACCAAGCGUUGUGUCUGACCGCAAACUGAUUGCACAAGUCAUCGAGAAUGCCUUGAAGAUGGCGAGACAGAUACAAUACUUCUCCCUCGGCACCUUUGAGUUCCUCAUGAACCCAUCAACGAAAGAGUACUACUUUUUGGAGGUCAACCCUCGCUUACAAGUCGAGCACACGAUCACAGAGUCCAUCUCUAUGACUGAUAUCGUCAAGGCACAGCUAUUACUCUCUCAGGGUGUAUCUCUGAAUGACUGCGGCCUACCAGUCGCAGAGAGAGACCCGGAAGUUCUUCCUCCAGUGCAUUCGAUCCAACUUCGCAUCACUGCGGAGAAUGUUCAGAGCGAUUGGUCAUUAUCAAUUGGCAAGAUCACCUCUUUCCAGUUCCCUUCGGGUAACGGUAUUAGGGUCGACACGCACCUCAUCAGCGGCCGACCCGCCGUGGUAUCCGCAGAUUUCGACAGUCUGAUCGCGAAGGUCAUUGUAACAGCGUCAUCUUGGAAAGACGCCGUUCGUAAAGCCCAGCGAGCGUUGGAUGAUACGCAGAUCGCUGGAGUAAAGACAAACAUCGACAUGUUAAAAGCCAUUGUCGCACACCCAGACUUCCUAAACGGAAAAUGCGACACGCAAUGGCUAGAAAGCAAACAAACCGAGCUCCUCCAAUCAAGCCAAACCAUCGCCUCAGCCAGCCCAAACACCCUAAGCUCAGACAUCGCGCCAUCCUCCUCAACAUCCGUAGUCUCAACAGCCAACACUCUCUUCCGGAAAGGCGACGCAUGGUCCAUUUCCAUCUCUAAUCCCAUCACAAAAGCCAAUGAGAAACCAACACCCCACCACCUCGAACUAACCCGCGUCCUGCGCAACGACUUCCCCACCUCCCUCAGCGCAGAACUCCUUUUCACCACGCCCUCAACAGCUUCAUCUAGCAUGCCGCAAACAACACCCUACACCAUAACCCUCUCCUCCACCUCCGCUAGCGCGUCAGCAGCGACGUCGCAUCAUAGACGAGGGAACCCGAGCGAUCCUUCACACAUCAGUAUCCCAUUCCCGGGAAAACUUGUAGAAGUGUUAGUUGACGAGGGCGAUGUGGUGAAAGAAGGAGAUGUAAUUUGCGUGGUUCAACAAAUGAAAAUGGAACUAGAAGUACGCAGUCCACGUAGUGGACGCGUGACUUGGGUUACCGAAGCGGAGGAUGGGCAAGAUGUGGCGGAGGGGGUGCUGGCUGCUAUCGUUGAAAGCUCGCAGGAGACGCGUCUGUAA
This is a messenger RNA of Alternaria conjuncta, 1977 nucleotides long. RefSeq lists its product as uncharacterized. The record is from RefSeq and is a predicted model, not a curated record. Bases 1 to 1977 code for a protein of 658 amino acids. Gene Ontology annotation, molecular function: ATP binding; metal ion binding. The transcript has 4 exons. Lineage: Eukaryota; Fungi; Ascomycota; Dothideomycetes; Pleosporales; Pleosporaceae.